AUGCAGCCAUCGGGUGCUGAUGUCGUGCAGAACAAACUUUUGAGGCCUCCUUUUUCUUUACACGUACCAAUAUCAGCCAAUUCCUAUGGCCAUGCUGGUCAAAAUCUCACUGCGAAUGGGCCACUAUUGCCGCUAAAGAAUCUUGCUGGUGGUGUCCCCCAAGAUCCCAUUCGAAAUAGCCCCAUGACACCACCAGGGGAUGCUACUGGCGGUAUUCGUCAAGAUUUUAUUGCAAGUGGCGAUGAAGUAUCGCCUACUGGUAAUAUCCAGUCGCAGGAAAAACAAAGCACAUCCACAGCUGCUAUAUCUUCUGUCUUGCCGGUGAGCUUGCCAACUAUUUUCCGGGAUAAAGAUCACCGGGUAUUUUUGGUUUCAGAGGAUCUAGAGGCAUAUUUAAAGCAGGAUUUGGACCAUGCCCGGCUCAACAGGAUACAUGGGCUCCUCUGGAUGGCCGGGAGACCUCUAAAUGCCAGGCCAUUACAACGACAGAAGAUGAUGGGUUUCGAUAUUCUCCUGACAGAGCAAGCGGACCUCCACCUUCUCAAGUUCUCAAAUAAGAUGUUUGUCAAGCCGCUUCCGGAGUAUAUGCUGCACAUUAUGUUCUGGAACACUUAUCUCUGCAAAUCGGAAGAGCUUUAUGAAUCCGCUUGUGGAAUACUGUUGUCAUAUAUUUGGUUAAUCUGCUCUCCUCUCGACCUGAAAUUGGCUCAUAAUUUAGAUCUUCUCCCGCAUGAGAUAACGUGGAUCUGGUGGAAGAGUUUUGUGGCAGACUUUCUUUCAAAUAUUGAUGCAAACACGCUCGACCAGGUCAACAAACGCUACCACUUUGGCGAGCUGCGACUAGGAAGAAUCAAUUCCAUAUACAGGAUUCGAUUUUUCUUCACGCACUUCAUUCGCGGCUAUUUAUAUGGCUAUAACCGCUAUGCAGUCUUCUUCCAGAGGAAUUUUGCCUGGAUGCUCAUCAUAUUGGUUUAUUUCUCCCUCGUGCUCACGGCGAUGCAGGUCGGCGCUACUGUACCGCCACUGAGCACGAACCACAUGUUUCAGCGGGCUUCUUAUGGCUUCGCGGUCUUCUCGAUGGCAACCGUCGCAGCAGUCGUGUGUUUUGUGGGAUUUUUAUUCGUCACAAUAUUUUUUACAAAUAUGGUCCUGGCUAUCUCGCACGAGAAGAAGAAGAGGAGAGACCGGAAAUUUCUUGCUCAAGAGAGUAGGUAG
Molecule: messenger RNA, 1215 nt
Organism: Penicillium macrosclerotiorum
Lineage: Eukaryota; Fungi; Ascomycota; Eurotiomycetes; Eurotiales; Aspergillaceae
Exons: 1
Coding region: 1-1215 (404 amino acids)
Source: RefSeq, a predicted model, not a curated record